AGAAAAAUCCGAUUCAUUACCCGCUGGUGAGAAGCAGUGGCUACUUUCCUCGCCGGUAAGGCUAUCAUGGUGAACCUAUUUGACGCGAACUGGCCAUUCUUGCUCUACCAAAUUCAACAUUCCAAGAAAUUGGAAUGAAUUGUGUUUCGAAUAAUGUCUCUGGUGGGACUGUGCUGCUCAGUAAAGGGAUGGCUAUAACCCCACAAGAAUCAUUCACAGUUUCGUUAAUUCUUAAGCCUAACCUAUUGCUGCGUCUUAGUUUUCUUAAUUAUUUGCAGUAUAGUUGCAGCAAGAUUAGUGUUCCUAUAAAGAUUAGAGCUCCACCACACAAUUUUUGUCAACAUGCAUUAACCAUCAGAAAUGAAAUUCCUCAAAAUGCUGAUUUUCCUCCGAAAUAUUCAAGAAAGGAUAAAAAACCUUUCCCAACACCCAUUGUUGAGCUGCGGCGAGCAGCUAGGGAGAGGCUAAAGAAGAAGAUGAAAGAUGAACCAAAAAGGAGAUCUUUGCCACCUCCAAAGAAUGGGUUGCUGGUGAAGAGCCUCAUCCCAACUGCUUAUAAUGUAUAUAAUGCAAGGAUUACUUUGGUUAAUAAUCUGAAGAAGCUGCUUAAAGUGUUGCCAGUGCAUGCUUGUGGGUGGUGUACUGAAAUCCAUGUAGGACCUGUUGGACAUCCUUUCAAGUCCUGUAAAGGAUCACGAGCUAAUCUCCGCCAUAGCCUUCAUGAAUGGACAAAUGCAUUCGUUGAAGACAUAUUAGUGCCAAUCGAAGCCUAUCACUUGUAUGACCGUCUUGGAAAGCGCAUUCUUCAUGAAGAGAGAUUUUCUAUCCCCCGAAUUCCAGCCGUAGUUGAACUUUGCAUUCAAGCUGGUGUUGAAAUUCCAGAGUAUGCUGCCAAAAGGAGAAGAAAGCCUAUAAUCCGCAUAGGGAGGAAAGAAUUCAUUGAUGCUGAUGAAAGUGAACUACCAGAUAUGGUCCCAGAGGAGCCUGUGAAACCAUUACUAAUUGAAAUUCCUGAUUCAGAAGUCAUAGCUCCAUCUAGCAAAGAAGAGACAAUCUGCCUUGCUGAGGAAACUCUUGAAGCGUGGGAACAAAUGAGGAAAGGGGCGAAGAGACUAAUGCGAAUGUACCCUGUGAGGGUUUGUGGAUAUUGCCCAGAAAUUCAUGUUGGUCCAUCAGGGCACAAGGCACAGAACUGUGGAGCUCAUAAACACCAACAACGCAAUGGGCAGCAUGGGUGGCAGGCUGCAGUGCUCGACGACUUGAUACCUCCAAGAUACGUGUGGCAUGUUCCUGAUGUGAAUGGGCCACCGUUGCAACGAGAGCUUCGAGAUUUCUAUGGGCAAGCCCCUGCUAUUGUGGAAAUAUGCAUUCAGGCUGGUGCUGCGAUACCUGAACAGUACAAACCAACUAUGAGGCUGGAUGUGGGGAUCCCAUCAAAUGUAAAAGAAGCUGAAAUGGUAGUUUGAGAUGAAUUACUCUUCUAAAUCUCAAGAGGGUAUGGAUUGUGAAAUGUAUGCACUAUGUAGGAUGUUAAUGGAAUAUGACGAGGAUUGUUGCAUAAAUGGAGUAUACUUCUCUUGAUUUAUGCUGGCCGGGGAUUAUUUGGUGGUUAAAGCAGCAUGUGGUGUGAAUAUGUUAGUCUCUGAGUACCAUAGCAGAAGAUAAAGAAAAUGUUGAAAGAGUGUGGUUGAUGGAACAAAGAAUACGAUUAAAGCUUUUUAUGCAACAUCUCCUUGACCAUGAGAUGAAAAUUACAUUUUGUUAAACUAGGGGAAAUUAUUAUUGAUAUCAAGAUCCACUUAACCUUAAAAAAGUUAUAGAAAUAGUGAUGCUAUGAUUGUAAUGAAAAUAUUCAUGGGAGUGAACAUGUCUCCUCUAAACCUCAAGUCUGUGAAAAUAGCUUGGAUUUU
This is a messenger RNA of Prosopis cineraria, 1910 nucleotides long. Its product is annotated as APO protein 2, chloroplastic. Gene Ontology annotation, molecular function: RNA binding. Lineage: Eukaryota; Viridiplantae; Streptophyta; Magnoliopsida; Fabales; Fabaceae. The record is from RefSeq and is a predicted model, not a curated record. The transcript is spliced from 4 exons. Bases 135 to 1466 code for a protein of 443 amino acids.